Messenger RNA from Penaeus chinensis, 1450 nucleotides. Its product is annotated as ankyrin repeat, PH and SEC7 domain containing protein secG-like. The coding region runs from base 77 to 1414 and encodes 445 amino acids. The transcript is spliced from 13 exons. The record is from RefSeq and is a predicted model, not a curated record. Lineage: Eukaryota; Metazoa; Arthropoda; Malacostraca; Decapoda; Penaeidae. Gene Ontology annotation, molecular function: protein binding.
GUCAAAGGAUAAGAUAACAAGAAAGGUAUACUGAGUGAAGUCAUGGUUCAUCAGUGUUCUAUUCUUCCAGUUAGGAAUGGCUUCUCCAGACACCCAGCUAACUAAACUCCUGGACCUGGUCCGGGCGGGCGACGCGGAGGCGCUGCGCUCGGGCCUCGCCUCCCUCGGCCCGCGCGCCACCAAGGACUUCUUCGCUAAGAAGCCUUUGCACGUUGCUGCCGAAGGAGGCCACGAGGAAGUAAUCAAGAUGCUAGUCUCUUUAGGAGCCGAUAUAAACGACAAAAAUAAUAAAGGGUAUACUCCGUUACACUUGGCGGCUCAGGAAGGGCACGAGGCGGCGGCAGAGAAGCUCAUCGACAAAGGCGCUGAUGUGAACGCGAAGGACACUCAAGGGUACACCCCGUUACACCUGGCAAUUCAGGAAGGGCGCACGGCGAUGGCAGAGGCGCUCAUUGCUAAAGGCGCUGACUUGACCGCAAAGAACGACGCUGGGCUCGCACCGUUACACUUGGCGGCUCUGGGAGGGCACGAGGCGACGGCAGAGAAGCUCCUCGACAAAGGCGCUGAUGUGAACGCGAAGGGCAUCGAAGGGGACACCCCGCUACACGUGGCUGCUCUUGCAGGUCAGGCGGCGAUGGCAGAGGCGCUCGUGGUCAGAGGCGCUGAGUUGAACGCAAAGGACGUUGCGGGGCAUACUCCACUGCACUUAGCUGCUGAAGAAGGCCAUGAAGUGGUGGUAGUGACGCUCAUUGCCAAGGGAGCUUGUGCCAACGCGAUAGACGACAUGGGCUGGACGCCGUUGCACUGGGCUGCCCAGAAUGGCCGGGGCUUGGCGGUCGAGGCCCUGCUAGGGACAGGAGCCGAGGGGGACGCCACAACGCUGGGCGGUCAGACAGCGAUGCACAUUGCAGCUUCCGAAGGCCAUCUCCACGUCCUGUACACGCUGGUGAAACUUGGCGUCGCUACGAACGUGAAGGACAGCCGAGGAAAGACUCCCAAGGAUAUACUGAAAGGAACUUCAACAACUGCAGAUUACGACAUGGAAAUCUUCAAAGGCAUCUCACUGAUAGAGAUAAUGGAGAAGUACCUCGCGACUGAAAAGGGGAAGGUCAGCCUGCAGAGAGACAAGAGAGCGCUUCAGAACGAACACAAAAAGGAGCUGAAGAGGACUGAAGAAGAUCAGAGAAGAAGAGAUGCUGACUCUCGGGGAAUGAAGAAGGAAAUCGCUGCUUUGAAAGAGAAGAUCAAGGCGAUGGAGGAGGAACACAGAACAGAACUGCAGAACGUCACAGAAAGGGAACAGGAAAAAGAAGCGGAGUUUGUGAAGAUGAAGAAUGAAAUAAUCAGUUUAAGGGAAACGAUUGCAAGUAGAGACGAGGAGAUCAAGUCAAUAGCCAGAUAUAUAGAUAGAUAGAGAGAGAGAGAGAGACAGACAGACAGAGCAGAGAGA